GGGCUCCCACAGCUGAUUGGCCCCCAGACCUGUCCCUCAGGCUCUGCCCAUUCAGGACCACCUUAAAAAGAGCUGAGUGGUGCUGAAAAGACACAGCCAGUUUCAAUGAGGUUGGAGUUUGCAAGCAGCUGGACCAGAAAACUCAGCGCGUUGUCACAGUGUCCGCACCGGAGGAGCAGCCCGAUCCCUUGGAUCCGAGAGCCCUGCAGCCGACAUGUCUGCCCGCAGCGCCUAUGGGAUGCUGUCGUACUACGUGUUCCUCCUGAGGAUUGCUCAGUCAGCGGUAGCAGGUGCCUCGUGGACUUAUACAGGUGACCAUGGCCAGGAACAUUGGGCAGAGUCUUAUCCGGACUGCGGUGGGAUGUCCCAGUCUCCCAUCAAUAUUAAGACGGCAGACAUAUCCUGUGAUGGCACCUUACCUCCUAUACGUCCAGUGGGAUACAGCACCCCGGGUGGUGCCCCAUUCACCCUCACUAACAAUGGUCAUACAGUGAAGCUUUCUCUGCCGCCAUCUAUGCGUCUCCACGGACUCCCGAAUAAUUUUACUGCUGUACAGCUUCAUCUACACUGGGGGAACAAGUCUAACCCAGAAGGGUCAGAGCACCAGCUGGAUGGAAAGAUUUAUCCUGGAGAGCUACACAUCGUCCAUUACAACUCAGACAAGUUUCCGGAUAUCAAUGAAGCCAAAAGCAAGCCGAACGGACUGGCCGUACUGGGGAUCCUAAUAGAGACAGGAGGCGAGGAUAAUGCAGCCUAUGGGAAUAUCAUUAACUACCUGGACAAGAUCACCUACGCAGACCAGAGCGUGUCCGUUCCAUCCUUCAAUAUCGAAGAGCUGCUUCCUGAGGGUCUGGACCAGUAUUUCCGAUAUGGGGGAUCCUUGACAACUCCCCCCUGCUAUCAGAGCGUGGUAUGGACCGUGUUCUACAAUAAAGUCCGCAUCUCGGUGUCUCAGAUGGAGAAGCUUCAGACAAGGCUUUAUUCUACCAAAGUCAGCUUUCCCUCAGACGUCCUGCAGAGUAAUGUCCGGGACCCUAAGCCGCUGAACCAGAGGACCGUGUAUUCCUCCUUUGUGAUACAGCCGGCCUUGUCUACAGGUAAAAUUCUUGGCAUCAUUUUUGGUUUGUUCCUGGGACUGCUGGGUCUCUCCAUGGUUUUGUACUUUAUCAUCAAACAAGUGAGAAAACACAGGGCGCUGACGCUGGAAUCCUCUGAACAUGCUGGCGCUGCCAAGGCCUAAAUGAAGGCUUCAAAAGUUAGCGACACUCUGCUCCCACACCGGGGCCGCUAUCAAGACUGUGAAUUUUUUAUUUUUCUGAAGAUGCUGCAUUUAUAACGGAAACUCUUGGUAUUCACUAUAUGGACUAUUACUCGGGCAGGUGCCCCACCGAUCCCCGAGGCACCACCGCUACCUGACCCUCCCGCCUGCUGAUGAGGACCUUCUAUCCGGCACACAAGGUCUUCCUCAGGAAUUACAGACUCACAGGACCUCUCCUGUCUCAGCCAUAUUGGAUUAUAGACUUGGACUUUACAUUACGUGAUCAUGUUGUAUAGUUCAAGGGCUCAUCCGGUGACAUGUCACCCGAGCCUGAAGAAAAGUUCUGCCACUUUCCAACAGACUUUGUGUAUCAGUUCUUUAAGAUGGCUGCUUGCUGUCAGUGAAUAGGAACACUCAUAGCGGAGCGUGUUACAGUUGUGAACUGAACAGGACUCAGGACUCAGUCUGGAUUCCAGGCUGUGACCAGAUAGAAUUGUAACAAACGCUCAGCUGUGAGAAGCAUUAGGUCUGUACAGAAAUGUUCCUAUUCACUGAUCGAAAGCGGAAAUCCAGAAGCUGUCAAGGAACUGAAACACAAAAGGAAUGAGUCAGUAGAAUGACUUUUCAGUGUAGUGUGGGUAAAGAGGUUGUCAAUCUUCGGGGGGGCUUUCUUCAGACCUCUCCAUGUUGCCAGACCUGUGGACAGUGGUGAAAGGUCCCUCACGUGUCACGGGAGACGCCUGACACUGAAGGAACUGGAACCCGGUGGCAGUGACAACCACAUCUACCAGAUUCUCAAUAAGUGUCUGAUAGAUCCGGGUCCUACCUCUGAAGCAAGCACCAUCUCCAGAACAGGGGCCCAGACCUCUCCCACGUGGGAGACUAGAGGGAGAGGAUAGCCCAUAGUGUAAAAUACAUAUUAAAGUAUACCCCGAACCCCAGUCCGAUGGAUAAAAGUGCCUUCAGCUUCUCCCUGAUUCCUGUAGAAUAUUCUACAAGUCUACGUGCCAGCAGCCUCUGCAAUACUUCGAAAAUCCAAUGCUGGAAAACAGGACAAUUUUUGACAAUAAGUGUUUGUACUCAGGAGCAUGUGCACACAUCUGAGGUAUGAGGCUUGCUGUGCCCCAUCUCUUCAGGCGCAGACUGUAAUUGGUGCCCAGGUAUGUGUCAGCAGCUGUGCCAGUCCAAGUCUCGUCUGUGUUACUUCUGUGCCCGAUCGUUUCAUAAUUACCGGUAAUAGUAAAGCUCUGUAAUUAAAAA
Bufo gargarizans (Asiatic toad) is the source of this 2518-nucleotide messenger RNA. It is a transcript of the gene CA14, whose product is annotated as carbonic anhydrase 14. Gene Ontology annotation, cellular component: plasma membrane. The record is from RefSeq and is a predicted model, not a curated record. The coding region runs from base 215 to 1240 and encodes 341 amino acids. The transcript is spliced from 11 exons. Gene Ontology annotation, molecular function: carbonate dehydratase activity; zinc ion binding. NCBI's taxonomy places the organism in Eukaryota, Metazoa, Chordata, Amphibia, Anura, Bufonidae.